Messenger RNA from Corvus hawaiiensis (hawaiian crow), 961 nucleotides. RefSeq names its product transmembrane protein 14C-like. Gene Ontology annotation, cellular component: mitochondrial membrane. The transcript has 5 exons. Bases 118 to 441 code for a protein of 107 amino acids. The record is from RefSeq and is a predicted model, not a curated record. Gene Ontology annotation, biological process: regulation of heme biosynthetic process. NCBI's taxonomy places the organism in Eukaryota, Metazoa, Chordata, Aves, Passeriformes, Corvidae.
UUUCUCAGAACAGCCGGAAAAGGCAAGCGUUGGGCGGUGCGUGUCUCUCUCGCCUCCCCUUCCGCCGCCUGCUCCGCCCCGGGUGCUGCGGAGCGGGGCCGCCGCGCAGUUUUCGGCAUGGCAGUGGACUGGCUCGGCUUUGGCUACGCCGCCCUGGUGGCAUCAGGAGGGAUCAUUGGCUACGCAAAAGCAGGUAGUGUUCCAUCACUAGCUGCUGGUCUUUUCUUUGGGAGUUUGGCUGGACUGGGUGCUUAUCAGGUCUCACAGAAUCCAAAUAACGUUUGGGUUUCUCUGAUUACCUCUGGAGCACUGACUGCCGUCAUGGGAACAAGAUUUUACAACUCCAGAAAAUUCAUGCCUGCAGGGCUAAUUGCUGGUGUCAGUUUGCUAAUGGUUGGAAGAUUAGCACUGAAGAUGCUGGAAAAGCCCCAGGAUAAGUAACUGUUAAUUUUACAUCUUAAUAUUUGGAAAACGAAACCUGAUAAUGAAGUUGCAUGAAUGAAGAAGUGAGAAGAUGGAAAAAUUUUCUGUAUCAAGACUUUUUUUUCUCAUUUUUAUGUAAGGGGAACAGACAGUUUAUAUACAAGGUGCCAUUUGUUCCAAUGAUCAGAUAGAGCUGUAUGUGUAUAGAGAGAAAUGGGUCCUGGCUCUGAUUUUUCCAGACAUGUUUCAAUGUAUUUUAACGCUUCCAUGUUUGUAUAUUCCAAAAUACACUGCUGACAUGUAUGAAGCAGAGAGAACCUGUAAUUAAGAAAAUAUCUACAAAGAGGCACCAGGAGUAAGUGGCUAAAUACAAUAGUGUAUCUCCGACCUUUUAUACUGAGUAUUACAGCGUGCUUUACCCGUUGCAUUCUGAAUUGAUAUACCAUGUCUUUAUAAUGUCAAACAGAUCUUGCCUUUUUAUUGUUAAAUGAUGCUAAAAUGAUGCUUUUCUAUAAGUAAAAUCUGUUACAAACCUUUA